CCACCCAGGGUCAGGCCAGGGUGGAGCUGUCAGACUAUUCACACCUCACAGCCCAGGGCUGGCAGGCUAGACACGCCAGCAGCAGGCAGCUCUUUAUUCAGAGAGAGACUCCUCCAUGGAGGAGCAGAGCUCUCUGACUGCUUCGCGGUUGUGCAUCUCCAUGGAAGGCUGAAGACUUGGGCCUGUACAGACCCUGACGUGAACGUGUAUCAAUAAUAAGGUGCCGCCAUCGGCCACAUCUCUCCCUUUUUUGUUUUGUUUUCUUUUAAUUCCCCCUCCGCGUUCUUCUGUUCACCGGAGAGGCGUGUGGGGAAGAGACUUGGCUGAGGAUGUAGGGACCUUGACAGCGUGCUAAGUUGCCAGGUGUACAGGCCGCAGGAGGUGAGGGAGAACGGGGGACCCACGCUGACCACCAGCUGGCAGAGCCCUGGGUUUUGCAGGGGGACCCCAACUGCAUCCACACGGGCUGGUAUCCCACCUCCUUUGCCUGCUCCCAGCUGCCAGGAACAGGAGCGUCGUGCAGACCUCGCGCGUGGUGAGGGGCAGCUGUCCGGAGCCCGGCUCAGGAGCAUGAUCCUCCCCGCAGACAGCAUGAGCGCCGUGCAGUACCGGAGGAGCCCACUGCGCGCCGGCUGGGCGGCUGCAGGCUCAGUCCAGAGUAAGGUGCUGCCCAAGAUGAGCUCCUCAUCGCUGCUGGAGGACAGCUCCAUAGAGCCCCCGGUGCUGCUGACCGACAUAAAGACGGAGCCCCCUGAAGAGCUGCUGGCCAGCGACUGCAACCAGCCCCAGGCCGAGCCCGUGGACCUGUCACUCAACAAGCCCAAGGUGUCUCUUCAGUCCUCCACCCUGCUGCCCUCCUCCAUCAGGUCCUCGCCCAUGCUGGUGGCACCACCCAUCCAGGCCCCUGUGGUCUCCAUGUCAUCCACGGGGCUGGGCUCUUCGUCCGCCAUCCCUGCCGUGCUGUCCCCUGGCUCCAUCCUGGCCUCCACGCAGGGCAGCGGGGGCCAGCAGAUCCUGCACGUCAUCCACACAAUCCCCUCGGUCAACCUGCCCAGCAAGAUGGGCAAUCUACAGACCAUCCCAGUGGUGGUGCAGUCCCUGCCCGUGGUCUACACCACCAUGCCCGCAGACGGGGUCACCGCCGCCAUCACCGUGCCCCUCAUCGGCGGCGAUGGCAAGAACGCGGGAUCUGUGAAAAUUGACCCCAGCUCCAUGUACCCCCUGGAGAUGAACAGCGACAGUGAGGACAGCGUCACGGAGAGCAGCUCCGCCCCCUUCCAGGACCUGCAGAGAGAGUCGCGGUCGCCUGUGGCUCGGAUGCAACGGGCUGAGUCCCCCGACUUGAAGAAGAGGCGGAUUCACCAGUGUGACUUCGAGGGCUGCAACAAGGUGUACACGAAAAGCUCCCACCUCAAAGCGCACAGGAGGAUACAUACAGGAGAGAAGCCGUACAAAUGCACCUGGGAAGGCUGCACCUGGAAGUUUGCCCGCUCCGACGAGCUCACCCGGCAUUUCCGCAAGCACACAGGCAUCAAGCCCUUCCGCUGCUCGGACUGUGACCGCAGCUUCUCGCGCUCGGACCACCUGGCCCUGCACCGCCGGCGGCACAUCAUGAUGUAAGGGGAGGGCCUCCGGUUCCUCCACUGCCCCCCGCCUGCCCACCCCCGCCUCACCAGCCACAGCGGAGAGACUGCGAGACGGGAGGCACUGUCCCCAGCUUGAUUCAGCCUGGCAGCAGGCUGGAUGCCAGCUUGGCACCUGUGGCUGCCCACACCUGAGAAAGCAGACCUCCUACCACACACACGAGGGCUAGAAAGAGGCUCUGGAGAGAUGCCCUGCUCCUUCUCUUCUGUUCUCCUCCCCUUCCUUCAGUGGCUGGAAAGCCCCAGGAUUCCUUGAAAUGGCACCCAGCUCUUCAUCUGGCUUUGAUUUUUUUUUGCACAUUGCCUUCCCCUCCUGGGUCAGGAAACACAGUGGGCAUGCGGCACGUGUGUGCAUAGCCCCAGCGCGACCCUGGCCUUGGCGAGUGAAUCAGACUGGCCGGACGGCAUCGCUGCUGGCAGAAGGCUGCUGCUGGGGGUUGGAUUGGGGGUUUGGCUCACGGCUAGGGGCUGGCUGUCUCCUACCAACGGGCUGAUGCAAUAGGACUCCAUUCCUGUGAAGCUGGCACUGCCGCCUCUCCUGUUCCACGACACAUCAAAUGUGGCUUGUCCUAGCUGGUCCCUUGCACUCCCUGAGGUACUGCUGGCAUUGGAGAGCCCGCCUGGUCUUGGCUUGAUCUCUCUCUUUCAUGAGCACAUAGGCAACUGGCUGUUAGCGAAGAGGCGAGGACAAGGGGCUCAUGGUGUUACCUGAGGAGGGAGGGCCCGAGGAACAAAGAAAAGGGAAAACUUUGCGGAACAUGGAACUGUGAUGAUUUUAUCUGAUUUUAGGGGGGGGGGGGAGGGGUUGGGGACCCUGAAUUCUGCAGGGCCAAGGAAUAGGACAGUAGAUAUGUUUCUAACUUAAACCUAGCAGCCUGGGCACGGACUGUUGCAUUUUUCUAUUGCUCAUUUGGCCUGCAGAGGCCGAGCCGGCCCCGUGCUCUAGGUGGACUCAUGGGGCUCUGUACUGGAUCAUUUUGGACUUGAUCUGCGGGGGACUGAUGGGGUGGCUGCGGGGCUGGAAAUACACACGUCCAUGCACAGUUGAUUAUAUAUAUAUAUUUUUUUUUAAGAAUUGCUUUUCCCCUUCCCUUCUGCAGGGGUGGAGCUAAGAACCUGAUGCUUUUCCAGGUGCACCUUUUUGUGUCUGCAUCUUUCUCUCUGGUGGAUUUGAGUUUGGCAAAUGCAGGGAUGGAGUGUGCCUGCCAGACAGCCUCUGUGCUGCCCACGGGAGAGAGGGCGAGUGCAGUGGCUGGAAUUGGUGGGGGGAGGGAGCCGGGAAGGAGAAGAUCGUCAAGAUGAGGCAAACUGGAUCCUCGUUCUGCCACCAGCCUGGGCUAGGGAUCUGGUGUGCCAGCUAAAGCCAAGAGUCUGCCAGCCAUCCUGGUAUUGACAAGAUGUAUAUGCUGAAGGAGAGAGACUGGGGAGUCCCGUUAUGUUUGGUGCUGCGUGUGGCUCUGCUUAUCACAUUGUUUCCCCUUUGCUCCCCAGUCCAGCUCAACACUGAGUUCAUGUAGGUUCAUGUAGUUCAUCUGCAUUUCACUGGGCAGAUUCUCUUUCUUCCUCACGUCCCUUUCAUUUAAGAAGGCUCUUGAUCCAUAGGUGCCGAGUCUGUGGGUGCUCCAGGGCUGAAGUACCCAUUUAAAGAAAUAGGGGUUGCCCAGCAGCUGCAGGUCCUGAUUAAUCUUUUGUGGGCCCUGGUGCCUGGACCAUGGCCCCACCUGUGCUCCACCCCCUGCUCCACCCUGAGGCCCCACCCUCUCUUGGCCUCUCUCCCCCCCACCCCCCUCCGAAGCCCUGCCUGCUGCUCGCAUGGGAGGGAGGGGGUGGAGGGGAGCACCCACCCGCAAAACCAAAAGUCAGCGCCUGUGUUUUGAUCAACUCGCCACCCACUGCAGCUCCUUCGCGCCUCAGUGGACCCUGGAGCCAGUUCAUAGCAGGGGAGGAAGAGGUGUGUGGCCACUAUCUGCCUGCAGGUUAUGCAGCGAGAUCCCAAGCCCUGCCUCUGACGCGGGCCAGCCCUCCUCUGAAAUGAUCUCCCUAGGCAUUGUCCCUUCCUCCCAAGGGCGUGAACAAGUCUUUCUGCAUGAAGGAAAAUCCCACAGGGCCUGCUGCCCUUUCCAAAGCUUGAAGCUGCAGGACAAUUGUUUAGGGUGAGGUUCCAGACAGGCUGGCAUUUGAAAUUCCAUUUGGGUCACUUUGCAGCUGGCAGCUAGCUCCAUGGGGAAGUAAACUUAUUUCAUCCGAACUUCAAUCCUCGGCCUACCAGGAACACAGAUCUGCCUAGGUUUUUCCCAUCCCCCACAUUCCUGUUACCUGGGUGGCCUCAGGGUUGCCAAUUCUGGCUGUAUUUGGUGUUUUCCUUAAAGCUGCAGGUCCUGGACUCAGGUGACAAUCUCAGCUUUCAUUGAAAAGCAAAGUUUUUCCUACCUUCCUGGUUGUGGAGCAAACUUUGAACAUGUGACCUCUAAAGGCUUCAAGAGAAAAAAGCCCCCCCCAAAAUUGUGUUAUAUAAAAAUCUCAUGAUUUUUGAGGGGAAGGGGAUUUGACUCAUGAUUUUUGAAUGCUUGGGGUUGGCAAUGCUGAGAUGAGAUCUGAGAAGCUGACAGGCCUUGUGUUUUGAUUUUAAUUUCUUCAAUCUGCUGUUUCCCGAGUGUCCGUGCAAAAUACACACGUGCACACAUGCAACAGAGCACAACAAGAAAACGAGGAGGGCAAGAGACAUCAAAGGGAACGUUAGCUCCCCUCUGUCUGAGCAGGGCAGGCUUUGCUUUGGGAUUUUUACCAUGAAAUUUUAAAACCUUGAGCUGUGAGAUAUUUGUACAAAAUUGUUUGACGUUUUUCUACAUGGGAAUAAUAUGGAAAGUAGAUGCAUUUUAUUGGUGUGUGUCUUGCUUUUAAAAAGAGGCUUUUUUGUCUUUUGGUUGGUGGGAGGGAAAAGGCAGUAGUUUCAAUCCAGUAAAAACAAAUCCCCCUUUCUUGGUUCUCAGCAUGAUCUCCAUAAAGGGAAGAAGUUGUCAAGCACAGUUUUGGGUUCCAAAGUUUAGAUUCCCCCCCCCCCCAAAAAAAAUAAAUAAAUAAAAAAGGCUUUUACAAAACUUAAGAGCAAUAGAUCUAUUUCUAUGGAGUUUUAACAAUAUAAGUCUGAAGAAAAUAGCAUUUACAAUCAGAAUUUGGAAGUAGACAUUGGAAAAUUUCUUUAAAUAAAUAAAUUUCUCCCUUGAAGUGUUUGCAGCCCAAACAUUGCAGGGCUGGGAACCUAGAAGUAAAACGGACCGCAAGCAGAAGUGAAACUGACUUCCUGAGUUGGCAAUGUUGAGACAGCGAGAACUGUAGACUGCCUACAGACUCAAAUGAUAUGGGAAAGAAUAGGAUGCUUCAAAUUGCCUUUGGAUACCAUGAUCCGAGAUGGUGUUUGUAGCCAAGAAUACAUUAUUAAUAGAGCUGGUUUUGUGAAAAAGUUUUGAAAUAGUUUUCUUUUUGCAAGGCUCAAAAUGAACCCAUUUAUUUUCAGUAUUCCUCUCCCCGGCCCCUCAGUUUGUCUUUUUCAACAAAUUCAUUUUUUCCCGUUCUUAUUGAAAAUGGCAGGGGGUGAGGAAAAGAAGGGGGACAAAAGAAAAGGAGAGAAGUAAAAGAGGAAAAAUGAUACAUUUCAAAUAAAACAUCCGUGAAAAGUUUCCAGAACAUACAAUUUUUGGACAUGCACAAAUUUUUGGGAUGCAGAACGAAUUGUGACUAGCUGUAAUACACAAACAGAUGUGUGUGUCUUGAAAAAUGGUGUUAUUGAUGAGUUGGUUCUUAGCCUUUCUCAGUUGUUCUAUUCCACCCUCCUCUCCUUAAACUACUAACCAGCUGCCUGCUGGAUUCAGUAGCUAGGAGCAUGCAAAGACAGACUGCUGGAGGCCUCACUGCCCCGUCUACACUACGAAAAAUAAAAUAAUCAGGAGCCUGAUUUUCGAAGUAGUCCCCAAGCCCACCCACCGCUCCCAUGGAUUUCAGUUGAGUUGUGGGUGCUGAGAAUCUCAGACAAUUGGGCCCUACAGGCCAGGGCCCAGAUCUUCUAAAGUCUUUAGGUGCUUUUCUCUCAUUGAAAUCAAUGGGUGUUAGCCCCCUAAAUACCUUGGACGGUCUGGCCCCAGAUCCUCAGCUGGUGUCAAUGGUCAUAGUUCCAUGGAAGUCAAUAGACCGCUGACAGUUUUACACCAGCAGAGGAUUUGGCCCUUUGGGAAUGUCUACACUGUGAUUAAAAACCUGCAGCAGCGAGUCUCAGAGCCCACCCCCCUCGCAGGGUCUCAGAGCUCGGGCUCCAGCCCUAAUGUCUACACUGCAAUUUUAUAGCACUGCAGCCCAACCUCCAUGAGCCCAAGUCAGCUGACCCAGGCCUGCUGCAGCCAUGUCGUGGGCCUUUUACUGCGGUGUAGACAGACUCGGUGUGUUUAAACUGUUGUGAAAUAUGAUUUGUUUCAGUGCGGAUUGGUUUUUUGCCUCUUUAUACUGGGGUGGGGGGGAAGUUAAGGCCCUUGGUUCUUGUCUAGAUUUUUACCAGGGUUAGAACUGAGUUUCUUGCCCUGAUUAUAACUGUGAGGUUUUUCUGUGCCACGGGGGAACGAAAAUACCAGUCAAGAUUUUCAAAAUUCACUUUGGGUGCCUCAGUUUUUAGAAUUGACCAGGUUUAGAGUCCUUUUAAAGAGACCUGAUUUCUGGAGGGUGGGUUUUGAGCACUUCCAAGCCCCUUUAAGCUGCCUUGAAUUGGAGCCCCCCCCCCCCCCAUCAGCCUGUUUCCAGCACACUUGGGCCCAAAUCAGACUUCCCAGCAGUGUUUUGAAACUUGGUUAUGUUUGUAGACAGGGCAUAUUGGACCCCCUCUGCUCCAAGGCAGAGUAGAUGGGUGCUGUUUAGGGUAUCAUUUGUUGGCACGCCUGAACAAUCAGACCGUGCUUUCUCCCAAUUUGAAACCAACCGGGGUACUUAACUUCUGCUUCCGCUUGCACAUGGCUCAGAAGGGGAAAUGCAAUGGAGGGGGAUGAGGCAAACCUAGUGCUUGCUCAGUGGCUGAGUGAGCUGUGGUUGAGCAGGUCUCCUGCAUCUUCUGAUCCAGUAUUGUGUCCCUGACUCAGUGGAUACAUGACCGGAAAUUAGAGCUCGCAUCCAUGGGCCAUUAACCCUGAAAUGAUGACAUUCAGUGUCAGCAUCAGUGAACAAUGUCAGUGCUAGUUACUUGAGCUGCAGGAACAUCCAGCCACAAUGGGGUUGUGGGUGCAGGCUGAGCAAAGCCCCCACCACUCCUAUCCUACCCCUGUCCCACCACAGAAAUUGGGUGAGGGCUGGAGCUUUUGGGGAUCACACUUCACAUGUUGUGGUCCAAAUGUGAGUUGCAUGCGAUGGGACAAUGGCUUGAACAGGGGCAGAUCCCCUUGGCCCAGAUUCUCCCAGGCAUUUAGGAUCAAUGGAAGUUAGGCGCCUAAACACGAGUGAGGAUCUGGGCCUUUCUCCAACUUUCACUUGGUAAGACAGUUCUCUCUAGUGGUUAGAGCAAAAACGCAGGGCUCAGGACUCCUGGGUUCUAUUCCCAGCUCUGCCGCAGACGUGCGGUGUGACCUUGGGCAAGUCAUUUUUUUCCUCUGUGCCUCAGUUUUCCCCAUCUGUCAAAUGGGGAUAAUAAUACUUAACCUACCUCGCAGGGGUGUUGUGAGGCUUCCUUCGAUGUUUGCAAAGUGCUUUGAGAUCCUCGGAUGAAAGGUGCUAUGAAGUGCAAAGUAUUAUUAUUUUAUUUUUAAUAUUAAAUAACUUAUAACGAAGUGCGCGCGUGCCGUGGGCUUGUGUGGGCUGCAGGCGAUGUGAAGGCUGCAAUGAUGGACGCUUAGUGCAAGUGGCAUGUGACGCCAUUCGAAACCCUCGUCUUUCCAGCUGUGCAUCAUACCGGCUUCCUGGGUCUGGUGCUUCCCAGACAUCUGAGAAGCUGCAAUGGGACUGCUGCCCCCAGCAGCUCAGACCUGAUUCCCCAGCCCUGACCCACUAGCUGCCUCUGGCAUCAUCCGCCCUGAGAGAAGCACCUCACUGAGCUUGCCUUCAGCGGGGGGUGUGUGUGUGUGUGUGUGCUUCGUGUAAAUCUGGCCCCUCGCUGUUCUCUGUCAAGGACCCUUUAUGCCCUAGUUGUUGGCAUCUGGGGAGGGGGCGGGUAUAUAAAUCAGCUCCUCAAAUUCUUGGGUUUUGCUCUUAUUUUUGGAUCAAACCGAAACCGCUCUUCCCCCACCUCCAACUGGGUUGUGUUCCCAGCCCUGCCUGGGAGGUUCUCUUGGCCCUACUGGUGUGGCAUUUAACGUGUGUUGUUACUAACUGAUGAUCCGAGAGUUAAUGGCACCAGUGAAACAUGCUGGGAACGGAGAUUUGGCUGGCUCUGUGUUGUCGCGACUCUGGUUGAGUUUUCUGUUCAUGGCUAGUUCUUUCCCUGCGCGCUGUGGAUUUGUUUUAGCCGAUCUCUUUCUCUGCGUCCUUUCUGCUGCUGCUCCUUACCUUUCCCUGGGUCCAUUAUUUUAUUGAUGUCAUAUGGAACACAAGCCCACCCUGCAAACGGUAAGUUCAGUAGUGGCUCCGAGCCAGAUCCUAGCCCUACAGAAAGACUGAUUGGAAGAGCAAAAGCCUGCAGUAGGUUUGCAUGACCAAGCAAUCGCUCCUUCCCCCGCCCUCAACCCUCUUUUGGGGCCUUGCUCUCCUACAGCCCAGAGAAGAUGAAGUGGUUUGGAUGGGAUGGUUGUUGUGACCCUGUGUAUUGAGUGAUCUUAUCCAGUUUGAUUGUUGUACUGUUUUUUUGUUUUGUUUUUUUUUUAAUUAAUAAAAUGGUAUUUUAAACUUGG
This is a messenger RNA of Dermochelys coriacea (leatherback sea turtle), 8497 nucleotides long. RefSeq names its product Kruppel like factor 8 (gene KLF8). Gene Ontology annotation, biological process: regulation of transcription by RNA polymerase II. The record is from RefSeq and is a predicted model, not a curated record. Lineage: Eukaryota; Metazoa; Chordata; Testudines; Dermochelyidae. Bases 571 to 1620 code for a protein of 349 amino acids. Gene Ontology annotation, molecular function: DNA-binding transcription factor activity, RNA polymerase II-specific; RNA polymerase II cis-regulatory region sequence-specific DNA binding. The transcript is spliced from 5 exons.